Messenger RNA from Trichoplusia ni (cabbage looper), 3988 nucleotides. RefSeq names its product xanthine dehydrogenase/oxidase-like. The transcript is spliced from 16 exons. The record is from RefSeq and is a predicted model, not a curated record. Bases 108 to 3935 code for a protein of 1275 amino acids. Gene Ontology annotation, molecular function: 2 iron, 2 sulfur cluster binding; oxidoreductase activity; iron ion binding. NCBI's taxonomy places the organism in Eukaryota, Metazoa, Arthropoda, Insecta, Lepidoptera, Noctuidae.
AACAUAUUAGUGUUUACCAUGUAACGAACCGCGACGUUUCGGUAUUCAUAUAAAACAGACAUUACAUACAGCUAUAUUCAUUUGUCAUCGCCUUAAGUGAAAACAGAAUGGAGGAGAAAACCUUAAAUCAAGUCGAAUUUACUGUGAACGGGAUAAAAUGUGCAGUGAACGGGUGCUUCCCCCGCGAGACUUCUCUGAACGCGUACCUGCGCUACGUGCUAUGCCUGCCGGGCACCAAGGCCAUGUGCCACGAGGGCGGCUGCGGCUCCUGCAUCGUCAUGGUGCGCGCCCGCCGACACCCUAGCGGGAAGCUGGAGACUUUCUCCGUCAACUCUUGUCUCGUCCUGAUAUUCUCAUGUCAUGAAUGGGAUAUAACGACAAUUGAGGGAGUCGGUAACCGUUUGAAGGGAUACAGCGAUGCUCAAAAACGGAUCGUAUCCUUCAAUGGUACGCAGUGCGGAUACUGUACUCCUGGUUGGGUCAUGCAAUUGACUAGCUUGCAAGACAAGAACCUCACUAUGCUCGAACUAGAGAACUCCUUCGGCAGUAACACGUGUCGGUGUACCGGGUUCAGGCCGAUCCUGGACACGAUCAAGUCGUUCGCCAUCGAUGCGACUCCGGAGCUGCGGCAACAGGUCAGAGACAUCGAGGAGGCCGGCGUCGGCGCCUGCGGCAAGAGCUGCGGCGGCUGCACGAGGAAAUGCUCCAUACAGAGUGACGGCAGCGACUGGAGUGUCGUCGAAGAACAACAAAAAGAAAGCACCAUUUACUUGGACUUCGGAAAAUAUAAAUUCUUUAAAGUCUAUGACCAAUCUGAUAUUUUUGAUGUCCUCAAGAAGUUUGGCGAGGAUUCCUAUAUGUUUGUGGAUGGAAACACUGGGAAAGGUAUCGUCGAGAAUUUUCAAUACCCGAACAAUUUGAUAGAUAUAAGUGGAGUAACAAGUUUGAAAACAUACCAGUUCGAUCAGAACUUGGUACUUGGAGCCAACGUGUCGCUUCAGGAUUGUAUAAGGAUAUUCAAAGAAACUGUAAAAACAAAAACCGAGUUUGGGUAUCUAACUGAAUUUGUGAAACAUUUCGAAUUGAUUGCUCAUAUACCAGUAAGAAAGAUCGGGUCAAUCGCAGGUAAUUUGAUGUACAGACGAGCAGUACCCACAUACCAGUCAGAUUUAUUUGUGCUCUUCGAAUGCGUCGGGGCUAGGAUUGUUGUUCGUGACCGCUUUGAUAAUAAGAAAACGUUAACUCUUAAAGAGUUCCUGAACUAUGACAUGACAGGCAUGCUGAUGAUUAAUGUUCUAUUGCCACCUAUGAGCACUUCACAUGUUUUACGGAGUUAUAAGAUAAUGCCCAGAAAUCAGAACGCUCUAGCCAUCGUGAACUCGGCUUUCCUUAUUAAACUAUCUAAGAAAAACAUUGUAGAGUUUGCAAGUAUAGUAUACGGUAACAUAGAUCCAAACUUCGACCAUGCCACUGAAACUGAAAAGUAUUUAGUUGGGAAAAACGUCUUUAAUGAUGACGUUUUGCAAGCAGCCAUCAAGGUUUUGAGUAAAGAGCUGAAGCCAGUAGAAAUAGCGGGAGAGCCGUCUAUAGAGAGUCGGAAGAAACUUGCUCUUGGACUUUUUUACAAGUUUAUCCUGAACAUUUCCCCAGUCGGAACCACCCUUUCUAGGUACAACUCUGGAAGGGAACUAUUCUCCCGACCAAUAUCUCACGGCAAACAGGACUAUCAGACAACACCCUCAUUGUUCCCUCUAAACCAGCCAGUUGAUAAGCUUGAAGCAGCCAUCCAGAGUAGCGGGGAAGCUAACUAUGUGAACGACCUUCCUCCAUUACCAAGAGAAGUGUUUGGAGCUUUUGUGCUUUCAACAGUCCAUAGUGGAGAAGUUGAUAAAGUUGAUACUAAGGAGGCCAUGGCUACAGAUGGUGUAGUAGCAGUUUACACAUCUGAAGAUAUACCAGGAGUAAAUUCCUUUACGUUCCCCGGCAUCCAACUGCAAACUGAAGACGAAGAGAUUCUAGCUACAAAAGUCAAAUUUUACGGACAACCUGUUGCCAUAGUUGUAGCAAAAACUGAAGAACUAGCAGCUAGAGUAGCUAAAACAGUCAAAGUUACUUACAAAAAUGUUAGUAACGCAGCCCCUGUUCUCACUAUAGACGAAGCAAAGAAAGACAGUAAUAGAUAUGUACCAGGAGAUGCGAAAAUCACACCUACAUCCAAAGGAGAAAAUACAACUAAAGUUAUUAAAGGAGUUUACGAUAUAGAGGCCCAAUAUCAUUAUUAUUUAGAACCAGUAACUUGUGUUGUUGUACCAGUAGACAAGACUUUAGAGGUGUUUGAUUCGACGCAAUGGAUGGAUUUGACGCAGAUUGCCGUUGCUAGGUCUUUAGGGAUAAGUGAAAGCGAUGUUGUGGUAAAAGUUCGUCGCAUAGGAGGUGGUUUUGGAGGCAAAAUAUCCCGAAACGUUCAAGCAGCUACUGCAUGCGCAUUGGUAGCAAAGAAACUAGAUCUCCCUUGCAGAUUUAUACUACCUCUUCAAACUAACUUAACGACCACUGGAAGGAGGUUACCAUGCCAGUGUGAAUAUGAGGUGGGCAUUGAUGACAACGGUGAAAUCCAAUACCUAAAUGCCAAGCUCAUACAAGACAAUGGAAGCUCCAACAACGAGAAUAUUCUUAGCUACGCAGCCGGAGGAUUCCCGAACUGUUACGAUCCCUCAAAAUGGUCCCUCAGUACUGCAACUGUUACAACUGAUACCCCAUCUAAUACCUUUGCAAGAGCACCAGGCACUUGCGAGGGAAUUUCGAGUAUCGAACACAUAAUGCAACACAUAGCUUUCGCCGCCCAAAAAGAUCCGACAAGCGUCCGGUUAAAAAACAUGAGAUCAGAGGACAAUGACCUACCACAGCUGAUUGAGGACCUCAAAACCGAAUCUAAUUACGAAGCAAGAGUCAAAGAAAUAAAACAAUUCAAUGAUGCCAACAGAUGGAUGAAAAAAGCCAUAUCAAUCAAUGUGAUGUCUUUCCCAGUAGAGUUUUAUGGAAAUUAUUCAGCUCUGGUCAGCAUAUACAGAGGUGAUGGAACUGUGACAAUCACUACUGGAGGCAUAGAGAUGGGACAAGGCAUCAACACGAAAGCAGCUCAAGUAUGUGCUUAUGAACUAGGAAUACCUUUAGAAUAUGUUAGUGUUAUCCCUCACUACUCUUUCGUCGCAGCUAAUAAUGUUUUCUCUGGCUCUAGUAUUACAACUGAAAGUGUGUGUUAUUCUAUCAUCAAAGCGUGUGAAGUUCUGAAGAGUAGGUUAGCUCCAAUCAAGGCAUCCAUGCCCGACGCUUCUUGGAAAGAUAUCAUCAAAAAAGCUGGUGAAAAUCAAGUCGAGCUGACUUCGCUGUAUAUGAUGACGGAUACGGAUAAAAACUUGAGUGCUUACAGCGCGUUCGCCGUUUCUAUUGUAGAAAUACAGUUGGAUGUGAUAACUGGGCGCUUCCAAAUCAAUCGAGCAGAUAUUUUAGAAGAUGUCGGCUUAAGUGCCAACCCUAAGCUUGAUGUAGGUCAGGUGGAGGGAGCAUACGUGCAGGGUAUUGGCUACUUUACCUGCGAGAAACUGGUUUACGAUAAGGUGACAGGCAAGUUGCUGACAAACCGCUCCCUGAAGUACCACGUACCACUUGCACUGGACAUCCCCGUUGAGUUCAAUGUGAAGUUUAGGUACAACCAUAAAAACCCUAAGGGUGUGCUUGGAUCCAAAACGUGUGGUGAGAUGGGUAUCUGUACGUCGCACGGGGUGACACACGCUCUCAGGCAAUGCAUCAUGGAAUCCAGAAAGGACUCUGGAUACGAUCCAAACGAAUGGAUUUAUAUACCUGUGCCAUACGAUACCGAAACUAUUCUGAAAGCAUUGAACGUGAAGCAAGAAGAAUUUGUCAUAACCAAGUGAAUAUAUUGUAAAUAGUUUAAAAAUAUUAGGAUAAAAUGAGUGCUAUCUUUACU